This is a messenger RNA of Funneliformis mosseae, 222 nucleotides long. The record is from the annotation of a GenBank genome assembly. Lineage: Eukaryota; Fungi; Glomeromycota; Glomeromycetes; Glomerales; Glomeraceae.
AUGUCUGGUCCAUCAGAUUUUGAGGUAGAGAUUACACAAGUUACACAAUCUCAUCAUAAUCUUAUUAAAUUAAGACGGCAGAGUAGAAGAAGAAAAGAAUAUCAAAAGAAUCGUGAUACAUUGAUGCGUAUCACUUCUUUACCGUCGCAACCGCCUACGAAUAAUUCACUAAUAGAUGCGUUCUAUGGUGGUUCCUUAAACAUUUUUGAGCAUCGUCAAUGA